CCUCCCCCGGCCGGGGCGGAGGGGCGGGACCGGCCCGAGGGGAUGCGCGCCGACUCGGGUGGUACAGCCUGGAGGACCCGGCAGGGAAGCGGCCCGGGACCCAGCACCUUUCCUCUCGCCGAGGCCUGACCCAGGGUUUCCCUGGGCCUGAAGUCAGAGAGCCCCCACUCCAAGAAGCUGAGGUGCCUCCUCUCUCCAUUUGAACAAGAGGGAGCUCUAGAGAAAGCCGGCUCAGCAGGUCACCGGGACCCUACAGAGGAAGGGCUCAGAGUACCUGGCUCAAGCUUGCGAAGGAAAGAAAGAAGGAAGGACCCCACCCCCCAAGGAUGACGCUGAACACCCAGCAGAAAGCAAAGACCCCCGUGUAUCGGCGAGCCAGCACUCCACUGCCGUUGUCCCCCCAGGGCCACCAGCCCAGCCUCAUGUGCUCAGAACCUUCUAGAGAAUCCCAGCAUCCCCGGCUGGGCCAGUCGGUCUCCCUCAACCCUCCUGCCCGGAUCCCCUCGCCUGCCCCCUAUGGUUGGUCCUCUGAAUCCAGCGACUCUGAAGGUUCCUGGGAGGCCUUCUACCGUGUGGUGCUGCUUGGAGAUCCUGGUGUAGGGAAGACCAGCCUGGCCAACCUCUUUGCAGGAAAGCAAGAGCGGGACCUCCACGAACAGCUGGGAGUUGCAGAUGAUGUGUACGAGAGGACCCUCACGGUGGAUGGGGAGGACACCACACUGGUAGUCGUGGACACCUGGGAGGCGGAGAAACUGGAUGAAAGUUGGAGCCAGGAGUUGUGCAUGCAGGUGGGCAGCGCCUACGUCAUCGUGUACUCCAUCGCAGACCGAGGCAGCUUUGAGAGUGCCUCUGAGCUCCGCAUUCAGCUGCGGCGCACACAUCAGGCUGACCACGUGCCCAUCAUCCUCGUGGGCAACAAAGCGGACCUGGCGCGCUGCCGGGAAGUCUCGGUGGAAGGUGAGCCCUCCACUUCACCCUCCUCCUCCAGUACUUUCAUCUCAGGGACCUUGCCCCCCACCUGCCCCUGUCCUGCAUCCACCUGUGGAGCCCAAAAGCUGGGCACCAUUUUUGCCUCCUCCUUCACCAUCUCCAACCAGUCCCCCCCUAGUCCUGUCGGGUCCACCUCCCUUAAUCCUACAUUCCCAUCCUUCCAUGCUCUCAGCCUCUGCCCUACUCUGGCAUCUCCACCUCUAGCCUGGACCAGUCCUCGUACUUCUCUAUGCCCACUCAAUCUGUCCUCCUCACCAGAGUUUUCCAAAACCAUAUCCAACCUUGUCACUUCCUUGCUAUAAAAUUACCCUAUAUCCUUCCCUUGCAUACACCAACAUGAUAGACCCAAUGCCCACAGGCUUUUCCAGGGCUUGCAUUUGAGACCUAAAAAGGACAAUUAUCGGCUCCAAAAUACAGUGAGAAAAUUAUAAAUCAAAAUUCACAAAGCCUUAGAGUGGGUUGAAAAAUAAAUGUGGGAGUAGCUUUAGUUUGUGUAUAUCAAAUGUGCAAUCACAAAGGAACUCAAGCAAAUUCAAAGCUUUUCUUCAAAUACAUAAAAAGGAAAUGAAUAUUCUUAAAAAGAAACAAACAUUGUUUACUAAUCACUCUCAGAAGAGGCAAAGAACUUUAUUGGGGGCAGGGGAGACUUGGGUGGUAGAAGUGGUUAUGAAUGGGAGAUGAAGAAGUGGAAGCAUAUACAAACAACUCUUUUGAGAAGUUUGAUUCUAAAUUAUAGAAGAGAAUAGCAAUACAGCUCAAGAAGCGAUGUGGGGUCAAAUGUGGUUUCAAUUAAGAGACUAAAGAGUUACUAGAACAUGUGCUUUGGUUGAUGGGAAUGAUCCAGUGAAGGAGGACAGACUGAUGACAUGGGGCAGCAAGAAUAAGCACAACACAUAUUAUAUGAUUCCAUUUAUAGGAAAUGUUCAGAACAGGCAAAUCUACAGACAAUAGAUUAGCGGUUGCUUAAGG
Messenger RNA from Choloepus didactylus (southern two-toed sloth), 1959 nucleotides. RefSeq names its product RRAD and GEM like GTPase 1 (gene REM1). Gene Ontology annotation, biological process: negative regulation of high voltage-gated calcium channel activity. The transcript has 4 exons. Bases 327 to 1292 code for a protein of 321 amino acids. Lineage: Eukaryota; Metazoa; Chordata; Mammalia; Pilosa; Megalonychidae. Gene Ontology annotation, molecular function: calcium channel regulator activity; GTP binding; GTPase activity. Gene Ontology annotation, cellular component: plasma membrane. The record is from RefSeq and is a predicted model, not a curated record.